This is a messenger RNA of Ostertagia ostertagi, 318 nucleotides long. The record is from the annotation of a GenBank genome assembly. Lineage: Eukaryota; Metazoa; Nematoda; Chromadorea; Rhabditida; Trichostrongylidae.
AUGGUAUUUUCGGGCAAGAUCACGUUUUCCACGAAUGAUGUUGCUGUUAAUAAUCCGCUUCCUGAAGCGUGGAAGGAUAGUGAGUUGGCUGGAAGUGUGGAUCCAAACACAGUUUUUGUUGGUGAAGAACUAGGCAAUUAUGAACCCAAGACACCGGAGAUGCCUUCCAACCAGCCGGGUGAGGGCGGUGCACCGGUGAUUAUUAGUGAUCAGAAUGGCUUGCGAGAGUCGAAACGAGCUGAACAAGAGUAUGGAUUCAACACGUAUGUCAGUGACAUGAUCUCCAUGAAUCGCACUAUUCCUGAUAUACGAAUGGAA